Messenger RNA from Ogataea angusta, 1134 nucleotides. RefSeq lists its product as uncharacterized. The record is from RefSeq and is a predicted model, not a curated record. Gene Ontology annotation, biological process: ergosterol biosynthetic process. Bases 1 to 1134 code for a protein of 377 amino acids. NCBI's taxonomy places the organism in Eukaryota, Fungi, Ascomycota, Pichiomycetes, Pichiales, Pichiaceae. Gene Ontology annotation, cellular component: endoplasmic reticulum. Gene Ontology annotation, molecular function: sterol 24-C-methyltransferase activity. The transcript has a single exon.
AUGAGCACCGAAAUUAAGCUUGCACCAAAGGAUUACGAGAAGGACAAGGACUUCGCCAAGGCUCUGCAUGGCAAGGACGCCACGAGCGCUACAGGAAUGAGUGCUUGGGUGAAGAAGGACAAGGAAGCUCAGAAAGUCGCGAUGGAGGGAUAUUUCAAGCACUGGGACGGGAAGACCGACAAAGAGACCGAGAAAUCGAGGCUCGAGGACUACUCGACGCUGACCAAGCACUACUACAACCUGGUGACCGAUUUCUACGAGUACGGAUGGGGAGCCUCGUUCCACUUUUCCAGAUACUACAAGGGAGAGCCAUUCAGACAGGCUUGUGCUAGACAUGAGCACUAUUUGGCAUUGAAAAUGGGUAUCAACGAGAACAUGAAGGUGCUGGACGUCGGAUGCGGAGUUGGUGGCCCUGCCAGAGAGAUCACCAGGUUUACUGAUUGUGAGAUUGUCGGACUGAAUAAUAACGACUACCAAAUCGAGAGAGCCAACAACUACGCCAAGAAAAUGAAGUUGGACCACAAGCUGUCUUUCGUGAAGGGAGACUUCAUGCAGAUGGACUUUGAGCCAGAAACCUUUGAUGCUGUCUACUCCAUCGAGGCCACCGUCCAUGCUCCUGUGCUGGAAGGAGUGUAUGGCCAGAUUUACAAGGUGUUGAAGCCCGGUGGAGUUUUCGGAGUUUACGAGUGGGUGAUGACCGACGAGUACGACGAGACCAACGAGGAGCACCGCAAGAUUGCGUACGGAAUUGAGCUCGGUGACGGUAUUCCUAAAAUGUACAAAAGAGAGGUUGCCGAGAAAGCUCUGCAAAAUGUCGGUUUCGAGAUCGAGUACACCAGAGACCUUGCCGACGCCGGUGACGAGAUCCCAUGGUACUACCCAUUGAGCGGAGACUUUAAAUACGUGCAGACUAUCGGCGAUCUCUGGACUUUCUUCAGAACGUCCACCGUGGGCAGAAAAAUCACCACUGGCUCUGUUGGCCUCAUGGAAAAAUUGGGCAUUGCUCCUAAGGGCUCCGUGAAGGUCACCGAGGCUCUUGAGGACGCUGCUGUGUACCUCGUUGAAGGAGGAAAAAGGAAGCUGUUCACUCCUAUGAUGCUGUACGUUGUGAGAAAACCUUUAAAUGCUAAAUAA